Molecule: messenger RNA, 1512 nt
Organism: Mya arenaria
Lineage: Eukaryota; Metazoa; Mollusca; Bivalvia; Myida; Myidae
Product: membrane progestin receptor beta-like
Exons: 2
Coding region: 167-1279 (370 amino acids)
Biological process (GO): response to steroid hormone
Cellular component (GO): plasma membrane
Molecular function (GO): steroid binding; nuclear steroid receptor activity
Source: RefSeq, a predicted model, not a curated record
AACAUACUUAUUUAUGUGAACACUAUGAUUGCAUGUUUUCGAUUUAAAAUCAUGUGUCACACAUAAACUGACUCAGUCAACGAUGAUAUAGAGCAUUGCCAGUCAGGCUUGAAAAUUACCAACUUUUAAGGAAGCUUUUCAGGUAUGAUGAACUGCUAACAGUUAAAUGAACAAAAAAAUCAAUUCCAUGAAAAAGAUGCCGACGAUGGACUUAAAAAAACUUAUUCAGCAGGUGCUCGCCGGAGUCCCCUGGCAGACGAAACUUCAACCCACACUUUCGGUUGAACACGUGCCGUACGUCCUGCACGAGCCCGCCAUACUUUCCGGGUAUCGUCUGCUACAUCGCCCAUGGAAGUACUAUCUCUUCAGUCUGUUUCAAUUCCACAACGAGACUGUCAACGUUUGGACACAUCUGAUUGGCUGUUUUAUAAUUCUUCACAAAAUGUAUGGCUACGUUAACGAAUUUACUUUCAAUGUCGACCACGUGCUGACCACGUUGCUGCUGUUCGGAACUACGUGUAUUGUCGGUCUGUUCACCAGUGCCAUGGUCCAUCUGCUACACUCAAAAUCCUGCUACAUUCACUUUGUAGCGUUCAUGACUGACUAUAUUGGAGCAACUAUUUGCAGCUUUGGUUCGGGCAUUUCCGGGAUCUAUGGAUCGAGUGACGAGGCAUUUUACCACGUGAUGGAACCGUUCUAUAUAACCUUGCUGUUUGUCUCCUCAUAUUUGAACUUCGUCAAUCUCUGUGUAGCAAAGCUUUGGUACGGACAUGAUCCCCACAACUUGAACAGGAAGUACAUGUUUAUAAUUGGUAUGGGCAUGCAGGCAACUAUAAAUGCUGCUCCAUUUCUUCCCAGAUAUUCCGAUUGUUUCUACGACGACCAAUGCUCAAUAGCGUCACUGAACUAUUUGACGGCAAUUCAGAUCAUCUUUGUCCUUGAAGCGCUCGCAUUUGCCGCUCACCAGCCCGAGAAAAAAUGGCCCGGGAAAUUCGACAUCGUUGGACAUGGACACCAGAUUUUCCACGUUUUAAUUGUCAUUAACCACGUGUUACAACUAGACUGCAUGUAUAAUGACCACGUGUCAGGAAUAAUUGAUCAUAGCAAACCUAACGGAAUGCUUGUGCUCGUCACCAUGGUGACCUUGUACGUGGCGAAAGGAAUUACAUUGUGGUAUCUGACCAGGCAGGUACCCGGAUGUCUCAGACGCGUGAAACGUGCUGUUGCUAAGGCGGAGCACGAGGCAGAAAGACUAGCACAUGAUUCAAAGAAGGAGUAAUCGUUCUUAUAAUGUUUUGUGGGCUUUGGUUAUUUAUUAUUGUACCGGUGUUAAUAUAAUCAAUAUUUAUUCAUCAUUUUAAACUCACAAAAAGGUUGUUUUUAAUAUAUACACAAAGACUGUAAUGCAUAUAUGUGUGCAUUUGUCGUUUUCAUAGUCUGAGAUGCACCCAACAAGUGUUUCUAUGUCAUAUCUAAGUAUUAUUAAUUAUGAAUAUUGUAUAAAUAGUCACA